ACAACUGGGUUUUAGAUAACAAUUUAUUAUUAUUAUUAUUAUUAUUAUUAUUAUUAUUAUUAUUAUUAUUAUUAUUAUUGUUGUUGUUGUUGUUGUUGUUGUUGUCGUUGUUUCUCUAGGUAUUGCUCCUAUGGGUUGUCCUUCAAGCCCUGUCUUAAACUUCGUUAAAUUAUGUAAUGUCUUAUUCCUUUAUCACCCUAUUUGGUUGAUUCACAUCCAUGCUGAAAAAAUGUGCUCCUGGUGGCCUGUAACGGUAGUUUAGUGUUGCGUUCCUUAUAUUUCCUGAUAAUCUUAUUUGAUUCCCAUGGUAGAUAUCUACCCUCAAAAAAGCCCCUGUUGGGUUCUGGAAGUAAAAGUAAAAGUUACAAGAAGGAAAUAAAGUUAUAUAGAUUUUAAAACAGAAAACCUCUUCCUAAAACAUUUUCUUUCUACAAUAUAUAGUGCGCAAAUAAAAUAAAAUUGCGGGCGUGAUUGUGCUCCACAUGGCGUCAGUAUUACACCAACAUAGUAUUAAGCCCUACCCUUUUUUUCUGCUGUUUUCCAGGCUGGAAAGUGUGUGUGACGGGUGUGUGGAGCAGAGCGAUUUCUUUAUUGGGUUUAUGUUUGAUCCUGUUUCAUUGUUACAUCUGUGUGAUAUAUUUGUUAUAACCUUUAACCGACCACGAUUCAUGAAAAUUAUUGACAGUUUGUUCUCGAUUAAUUUGAAUAUUUCCGUCCGCGAUGGACGACGGAGGACAAAGGCGAAAAUGGGAGUACUGCUGGAUUGCGCUGUGUUUCUCUUUGCUAUUGUGCUUCGUGGAGCGGGUUUCAGGUCAGAUAAGGUACUCUGUUCCGGAGGAGGUUAAAGAAGGAACAGUUGUGGGAAACAUUGCUAAGGAUUUGGGUUUUAAUGUUGGUACUUUGGUGGACAGACAAUUGCGUAUCGUUUCUGGAUCUAAGGACGCGCUUUUCAAGGUAAACCAGGACAAUGGAAUCUUGUACGUUCAAAAGAAAAUCGACAGAGAGAAAAUAUGUGACGGUAAUGAUGUGUGCUUGAUAAACAUAAAAAUUGCUGUAGAGAAUCCUCUUCAAAUUCAUUACGUUGGAAUUGAAAUAGUUGACAUAAACGACCAUGCUCCCAGUUUUGCGGAUAAACACUUAAAUUUAGAGGUAGCAGAAAAUAAAGCUCCAGGUGCACGACUUGAUUUGCAACCAGCACGAGAUCCAGAUAUUGGUGCUAAUUCAAUUCGCACUUACAAAUUAAGUCAAAAUGAACAUUUUACUUUGGAAAUAAGAGAUGGUGAUGAGGAUAAAAUUCCGUCGCUUGUGUUACAAAAAUAUUUGGAUCGGGAAAGUUCCCCUGAACAUGAAUUACUUUUAACGGCUCUAGACGGUGGAAAUCCACCAAAAUCCGGGAAUCUUAACAUAACUAUAACUGUCCUUGAUACAAAUGACAAUCAGCCCGUUUGCAGCCAAGACGUGUACUCGUUAUCUUUACCUGAAGACGUCUCUGUUGGAAAAAUUGUAAUGAGAGUGAAUGCUACUGACCCGGAUGAAAGCAGCAAUGGAGAAAUAGAGUAUUCGUGGGGUAGAAAUACAAAAAGUAAAAUUCAAGAUAUUUUUCAAGUAGACCGCAUUACUGGAGAAAUUAAAGUCAAAAAGGAAAUCGAUUUUGAGGACAUUCAGACCUAUAGAUUAAACGUACAGGCCUCUGAUAAAGGACAGCCUCCGCUCUCUGUCGACUGCAGAGUUAUCAUCAAAAUAGUAGACGUGAACGAUAAUAAACCUGAAAUAGAAAUAACCUCAAUACUAAACACUGUUCCAGAGGACUCAAAACCAGGAACUGUUAUUUCUCUGAUUAGUGUUACAGACAAAGACUCUGGAAUUAAUGGCAAAGUCAUUUGUAGCAUCUCAGGUGGUUUGCCAUUUGAGCUAAAGCCAUCUGUUGAAGAUAACGUAUAUUCAUUAAUUACAAGUAAACGCUUAGACAGAGAGCUCAUAUCCCACUAUGAUAUUGUCUUAACGGCUAAAGACAUGGGCCAACCUGCUUUGUCCUCUUUUAAAUCUCUAAAUUUGCAGGUAUCAGACAUAAAUGAUAACCUUCCAGAAUUUCCUCAAAAUCCACUUGAGCUUUACUUAACAGAAAACAAUGUUCCAGGCUCUUCCAUAUUCUCGGUGAGCGCAACUGACAAAGACCUGAACGAAAACGCGGAAAUCACAUAUCAAAUUAUGAAAGGUGAAGCGAGGUCUAAUGACAUGUGGUCAGUUUUGAAUAUUAAUACAGAAACAGGUGUUAUACAUGCACUUAAGAGCUUUGACUUUGAAACAACAAAGACGUUCCAGUUCCACGUGCUCGCUACAGAUUGUGGAAGUCCGUCUCUAAGCAGCAACGUGACAGUGAACGUGUUCAUUCUGGAUCAGAACGACAACGUUCCAGUGAUCUUAUAUCCAGUCAGCGCUAACGGUUCUGCUAAAGGUGUGGAGGAGAUUCCCCGCAAUGUCAAUGCAGGACAUUUGGUGACUAAAGUGAGAGCCUAUGACGCGGAUAUAGGAUACAACGGCUGGUUAUUAUUUUCAGUGCAGGAAGUGAGUGACCACAGUCUGUUUGGUUUGGACCGCUAUACAGGACAGAUAAGGACCCUUCGCUCCUUCACAGAAACAGAUGAGGCUGAACAUAAACUGGUCAUACUGGUCAAAGACAAUGGCAACGUGUCACUUUCAGCAACAGCGACUGUGAUUAUUAAACUUGUUGAACCCAAAGAGGCUUUUGCAGCUUCUGAUGUUAAAAACACUGUAAAAGAAGAGGAAGAAAACAAAGUUACAUUUUAUUUGAUCAUUACCUUGGGUUCGGUUUCAUUUCUUUUCAUCAUCAGUAUUAUUGUGUUGAUUGUAAUGCAGUGCUCCAAAUCUCCAGACUUUUCCUCCAAGUAUUUACAAGAUACAAAUUACGACGGGACUCUGUGUCACAGCAUCCAGUACAGAUCCGGAGAUAAACGCUACAUGUUAGUUGGACCCAGAACGAGCAUCGGUUCUACUCUAGUUCCAGGAAGUAAUGCGAAUACUCUAGUGAUACCAGAUCGCAGGAGGAGAACUUCUGGUGAGGUAAGCGGCACUCGCUUUGAUAACUGCUACAUUUUUACGCAUAGUAUACCAUACACUUCCUUAUCUAGAUACAAACAACACUUAUAUUGCUGAAAU
This is a messenger RNA of Pangasianodon hypophthalmus (striped catfish), 3177 nucleotides long. Its product is annotated as protocadherin gamma-A5-like. The record is from RefSeq and is a predicted model, not a curated record. Gene Ontology annotation, cellular component: plasma membrane. Gene Ontology annotation, molecular function: calcium ion binding. The transcript has a single exon. Gene Ontology annotation, biological process: homophilic cell-cell adhesion. NCBI's taxonomy places the organism in Eukaryota, Metazoa, Chordata, Actinopteri, Siluriformes, Pangasiidae. Bases 721 to 3174 code for a protein of 817 amino acids.